Messenger RNA from Fukomys damarensis (Damara mole-rat), 8597 nucleotides. It is a transcript of the gene Aff3, whose product is annotated as AF4/FMR2 family member 3. Gene Ontology annotation, cellular component: nucleus; super elongation complex. The transcript is spliced from 24 exons. Bases 38 to 3415 code for a protein of 1125 amino acids. The record is from RefSeq and is a predicted model, not a curated record. Gene Ontology annotation, biological process: regulation of gene expression. NCBI's taxonomy places the organism in Eukaryota, Metazoa, Chordata, Mammalia, Rodentia, Bathyergidae.
UUUCCAUGGAGUUAGAAGUGAAGUUGGGAUCCAGUAAAUGAUCAGUAAAAACUGGGGUGAAGACAUCUUAAACCAGAGGAAUGAUUCUCUAGUUGUGGAGUUUCAGUCAUCAGCCAGCAGAUGCAGGAGUGUGUAUGAGCCAGAUAGGAAUGCAUUACGGAGGAAAGAACGAGAGAGAAGAAACCAGGAAACUCAACAGGACGGUGGCGCAUUCAGUUCCAACUACUCCCUCUUCAGUGAGCCCUACAAGACUAACAAGGGGGAUGAGCUGUCCAACCGGAUCCAGAAUACUUUAGGCAAUUAUGAUGAAAUGAAAGACUUUUUAACUGAUAGAUCCAAUCAGAGUCAUCUUGUUGGCGUCCCCAAACCAGGGAUUCCUCAGACUCCUGUGAACAAGAUCGAUGAACAUUUUGUUGCAGAUUCAAGAGCCCAGCCCCAGCCCCCAUCUGUCUGUAGCACUGCAUCCUCCACACCAGCAGCUGGCCCUGGACAGCAGAAUAAGAGAGGCGCUGUGGGCUGGCAGAAGGCUGGGCACCCACCAUCUGAUGGCCAGCAGAGAACAGCACAACAGGGCUCUCUCAGGACCUUGCUUGGAGAUGGUGUUGGCAGACAGCAGCCACGGACCAAACAAGUUUGCACUAUGGAGGUGGGGCUUCCAACCCAGGAAAGGCCACCUGCAAUGGCAGCCAAGCACAGCAGUGCUGGACACUGCGUUCAAAACUUUCCUCCAUCCCUGGCUUCAAAACCCAGCCUGGUUCAGCAGAAACCAACUGCAUAUGUGAGACCAAUGGAUGGCCAGGAUCAAGCUCCUGAUGAGUCUCCCAAGCUGAAAUCAUCCACGGAAGCUGGUGUGCACUGUGCAUCCUACAGGGGAGUCCCAGCCAGCAAGCCAGAGUCAGCCAGGGCCAAGGCCAAGCUUUCCAAGUUCAGCAUCCCUAAGCAAGGAGAGGAGAGUAGAUCUGGAGAAAGCAACAGCUGUGUGGAAGAAAUAAUCCGGGAGAUGACCUGGCUUCCACCACUUUCUGCUAUUCAAGCACCAGGCAAAGUGGAACAAAGCAAAUUUGCAUUUCCCAAUAAGGACUCUCAGCUGGUAUCCUCUGGACACAAUAACCCAAAGAAAGGUGAUGCUGAGCCAGAGAGUCCAGACAAUGGUACAUCGAAUACAUCAAUGCUAGAAGAUGACCUUAAGCUAAGUAGCGAUGAAGACGAGAGUGAACAGCAGGCCGCCCAGAGAACAGCUCUCCGAACACUAUCUGACAGCACCACGGUCCAGCAGACCAACUGCAGGGGCUCCGUGCCAUCUAGCAAGGGCAGUAGCAGCGGCAGCAGCAGCAGCAGUAGCAGCUCUUCCAGCGACUCAGAGAGCAGCUCAGGAUCCGACUCAGAGACUGAGAGCAGCUCCAGCGAGAGCGAGGGCAGCAAGCCGCCCCACUACUCCAGCCCUGAGGCCGAACCAGCAUCCUCCAACAAGUGGCAGCUGGAUAAAUGGCUCAACAAAGUCAACCCCCACAAGCCGCCCCUGCUGACCCAGAGUGACGGGCCCGGGCCUGAGGGUGCACAGUACUACCCGGUGGGGAAGGAGGACGCGCAGGACUGCGGGAAGCUGCCGGAAGCGGGCCCGGCCGUGCUGCGCGACAAGGACGUCAAGGGUGCCUGCAAGGAGGAGCAGAGGCCACGGACAGCCAACAAGGCCCCGGGCAGCAAGGCGUCCAAGGAGUUCAUCGAGACCGAGUCUUCGUCGUCCUCGUCCUCUUCCUCGGAGUCGGACCUGGAGUCGGAGCAGGAGGAGUACCCGCUGUCCAAGGCUCAGGCGACCACGGGCUCCGCCACCUCCGCAGGCGGUGACCAGAGACUGAAGGAGGCCGGUGGCGUCCCCGCGGGUGCGGGCCCACGGGCCCCGGUAGGCUCCAUCAACGCCAGGACCACCAGCGACAUCGCCAAGGAACUGGAGGAGCAGUUCUACACACUGGUUCCCUUCGGCCGCAAUGAACUCCUCUCCCCUCUGAAGGACAGUGAGGAGGUCAGGUCUCUCUGGGUCAAAAUUGACCUGACUCUGCUGUCCAGGAUCCCGGAGCACCUACCCCAGGAGCCAGGGAUCCUGAGUGCUCCAGCUGCCAAGGACCCUGAGGUGGCAGCACCUGGCCACGCAUUAGACACGACCCCUGAAAAGGCACUGCCGAAGUCCAAGAGGAAACGCAAGUGUGACAAUGAAGAUGAAGACCGGGAGUUGAAGAAGGCCCAGGGAGAGAAAGAAAGCUCUUCACGACUGGCCACCUCUGCCAAUAAUACCUCGUCUGCAAACCACUGCAAUAUGAACAUCAACAGCUUGGCAAUACCAGUAAAUAAAAAUGAAAAAAUGCUCCGGUCACCCAUAUCUCCCCUCUCCGAUGUGUCUAAACACAAAUAUUCCAGCGAGGACUUAACCUCUUCCAGCCGACCUCAUGGCAAUGGUGUGUUCACUUCCUCUUCUUCCAACAGAAAGCCUAAGGCUGACAGCCAGCUGCAGUCACAUGCCGGUGACCUCACGAAAACAGCUCACAGCUCUGAAAAUGGUGUCCUCCACAGCAAGUCACGACCACAGACAGAGCCCUGGUCUCCAGGCUCCAAUGGCCACAGAGACUGCAAGAGACAGAAACUGGUCUUCGACGAUAUGCCUCGCAGUGCAGAUUAUUUUAUGCAGGAAGCUAAACGAAUGAAGCAUAAAGCAGAUGCAAUGGUGGAAAAGUUUGGAAAGGCUUUGAACUAUGCCGAGGCAGCCUUAUCAUUUAUUGAGUGUGGAAACGCAAUGGAACAAGGCCCGAUGGAGUCCAAAUCUCCGUACACCAUGUACUCAGAAACAGUGGAGCUCAUCAGGUAUGCUAUGAGACUAAAAACCCACUCAGGUCCCAAUGCCACACCAGAGGACAAACAGCUAGCUGCGUUAUGUUACCGAUGCCUGGCUCUCCUGUACUGGCGGAUGUUUCGACUGAAACGGGACCAUGCUGUAAAGUACUCAAAAGCACUCAUCGACUAUUUCAAGAAUUCCUCCAAGGCUGCCCAGGCCCCAUCUCCUUGGGGGACCAGCGGAAAGAGCACUGGAACCCCAUCCCCCAUAUCUCCCAACCCCUCUCCCACCAGCUCCGUGGGGUCUCAGGGUAGCCUCUCUGGUGCCAGCACCCUGUCCCCAUCGACCAUCGUCAGCAUCCCGCAGCGCAUCCACCAAAUGGCAGCCAAUCAUGUCAGCAUCACCAACAGCAUCCUCCACAGCUACGACUACUGGGAGAUGGCCGACAACCUGGCCAAGGAAAACAGAGAAUUCUUCAACGACCUGGAUUUGCUCAUGGGGCCCGUCACCCUGCACAGCAGCAUGGAGCACCUAGUCCAGUACUCCCAGCAGGGUCUGCACUGGCUGCGGAACAGCACCCACCUGUCAUAGGGACCUCACCCUUGAGCUAGCUUGUGCUCUUGUCUCCAUGGACUGCUCCCAAGUUUUUGGACACUGUGCUACUGAAAUUCCCAGCCACAGAAUUUACCAGACUGCGGUGAACAUUUCCUCGGCAUCAGACAAUGACCUUUUCCCAGGGCAUGUGUGUUCAUGUGUGUGGGUGUAUACCACGCUGCCUGUGUAUGUGUGUAAAACACACAGCUCUUCAGCACACAUUUUAUUUGUCUAGUUUCCAUAACCUCAGGCUAGACAGAGUGACCAGAGGUUCCUGAUUAGAGAAAAUACACACGUGCACCCACACACACAUUCACAGACACAUUCUUUCUAUUCCAGUGCUACACCAUGACUUCUUAGAAAAAUUCAACCAAAAUCUCUUGGGUUAGUCAACAAGGUGCAGUACAGCACACCAAAAGCUUAACUGCCAGUUAAGAUGAACCCUAGCUCUUAUAUUAUUGAUUACUUUGAGUAUUAAUAUACUAUUCCCUAAUUAUUUUUGACUGGUGUGUAUUAAUGGAUAAUUGAUCAUGAAAACAAGUCAGUUAUUUUUGUGCCAGAAGUUUAUUAGAUUACAUGUUACCAAAUGCCCUGCCCUUCCUCUUAUCCUCUCUCCUCCAUCCGACAUUAUUGUCAGUUAAACACAUUCCAAGCACAUGGUCUGAUUCCCACAAGCCCUCUUUGCCCCACCCCCAUAUUGUUUGAAAAUGGUACCCAGAUUUGGUAAAAACUCAGUGUCUUUGAAAUUUAACACACAUGAAAGUGUCAAUGACUAUGUUUCUGAGCUCCAUUAGGAAUUGAAGUCUGUACCUGUGACGGGUUCCCCAGGGCCAUGCAUUUCCUCCUCCUGCCACUGUGACCCACAUGGCUUUUGUCGGCCAAUAUGUUUCAAGUCUCUUCUUUCCACGGUAGCUUUCUUACAAACUUUCUUGGCCAAAUAAGGACAUUACCCGAAAUGUUCCUUCACUAGGAGCCUAGCUGUUGCUUCUCAGUCUGAGAGCUAUUUAUGAUCACAAUGCUGUCUGAUUCUCACGCUUCACACAGAAUGUGCCUCUGCAGGCCUUUGGGGCAUUAUGAUUUGGGGGAUAUUUUUCAGGCUUUGUUUAGCAAGCUGCUUACAGUUAUUCCUGCAAGGAUUGCUAUUCUAUUUGCAGUAGCAAUGACCAGAGCAUCUUGCUUAUAUCUUGCGCAUCUCUUAUGUUUACGUCUUACUAUGGUUCUUUUCCUUUCCUUUGUUUGUCUGUUUGUUUUAAGUUUACAUUUUAGUUUUUGAUAUCUUGUUUACAGUGUUUGUCUGAACUUUAUUUUAUGGUGUUUGGUUAUGCCCUAGUGUUAGUUUUCUUGUUAAAUAUAUUUGGAUAUGAAAUAUUGGUAAACCUCCCAAAAGAUAAGGGACUCUCUUGCCAUAUUUUGAAAACAUAAAAUAGUGUCUUUGACUUACUUGACAUAAUUGUACUGGGUUGGUUUGAGAGACAGGUGAGGCAGUCUGUGGAAUGAGCCCUGUUCAUGGUGAUAGUGGCACAGGAUAUAUUAGAUAGAUGCUAAAAUAUGUCUUCACUGAUCUUAUGGAUUUGGUUUCCAUGUUAACAUUUUUGUCAGUCUGACCCAUAGGUGGGAAAUAAGACUGUUGUAAUUCCCAAGCACUAAGCAUUGCUUCAAAAAUGUACAAAAGAUCGAACAACUUUGGUGAUUUGAAAUUAAUUGACAAUGAGCAAGUGAAAUUUGCAUCAGUCUUUGAGCUUCAGGCACUUGAAAAUAGUAAGAGUACAAGUUUGAGUAUCCUUUAUCCAAAAUACUUGGGACUAGAAGUAUUUUAGAUUUCACAUUUUAGAAUAAUCACAUGUACAUAAUGAGACAUCCUGGGAUUGAGACCCAAGCCUAAACAUGAAGUUCAUUUCUGUUUCAAAUACACUUUAUACACAUAGUCUAAGGCAGUGGGGGGAACCUAUGAAAUGCUGUUUGAUAUCAUUGAACGCUCUAACAGGUUCACCAUCACUGGCCUAAGGUAUCAGUCUUACACAGUACUCUUAGUGCACUUGUUGUUUUGUCUGUGACAGCCACAUGUGGUCAGGGAUACAAUUUGCCACUUACAGCAUCAUAUUGAUGUUCAAAACAUUUUAGAUUUUAGAGUACUUUGGAUUUGGGAUUUUUAUGUUAGGGAUGCUUAGCUUGUAUUUCCAUUUCAUAUUUAUCCAUAUAAGUUGUUUCUUACAUCCAUUUCACUAAUAGUUGGCAGAGUUCAUGAUCCCAUCCGAUGAUGGAAUUUUGAAUCUAACUUUUAAAAUUUUGAACAAUUUUCUUUUCUCCAGGACUGAGAGUGUGUUCUACUUAUUCAUGGUGAAUUCUGAUGAAAAGUUUCAACUGUCACUUAAAGGGAUGACCCUUGGGGUCUGCCAUGCUUCCCCAGGGAGCUUUCCUGGUCUUGUCCACCUUUAAAGUUGCAAGCCUUAUAAAGCACUGUGUGUGGGCUUCCCCAGAAGCCCCAUCUCAUGGUGCACAUGGCCUCUAGCUAGUUGUGCUGGCAUUGUUUCAUCAAGAUGCUGACCACCAAGGUUUUCCAACAAAACCUUUAGAAACUGGUCAUUUUGGGGGACAGUAAGAGCGUGCAGGACCUGUCAGUGCCUCCCGUUCAUCUGUAGAGCAUGUCAGGGCAGCAGUUGGGUGUAGAUGAUAUUGGUAAGAAACCAUCUUGUAAUUGUUGCUUGUGGAAGUCAUUCAUAACUUGUCCCCCCCCCCUUUUUUUUUUUUAGUUUGGUUCCAAGUUGAAACAUCUUUCUUGUGUUUUCAUAGUAUAAAAGUGAUACCUUUUCAUUGUAAAAAUUCAAACAAUGCCGAAGUGUAGAAAGUAGGAAGUGUAAGUCUAAAUGUCUGAAACAACCACAGCUCACAGUCUGAUGUACUGUCCUUCCACAAAUUCUUGAAUUUAAACAUGUAGCAUUUAUUACCAUUUCUUUGUAUUUAAAGACAUAUUUCCUCAGAAGUUCAACACAAGUUCAACUGAUCUUAUCUGUCAUGACCUAAAUGGAAACCAUCCUUUAUCACUUUGCUAGAAUUAUCUUUGAAAGAGAGUAGCUCAAAUAUAUUCUUGAUCAGACUUUGGCAUCAGUUACUACUCUACACAGAUCAGGCUCAUGUGCAGAAUUGUGCCUGGAGAGAGAGGUCUGGUUAAAACAGAUACUUCUGGAAACUUUCAAAUUGCAAAUGGAAACUUGGACCCACUGUUUAAAGAGGAACGUACUGGAAAAAAUAAUCUGAAGAGUUGACAAAUUGUGUACUAGAUUGAACUAUGGAAUGCAAUGCAAUGAGACUUUCUGCACUAAAACUUAUCCUAAUAUGUACAACAAUGUUGUGUGUAUUAUAUAACAGUGAUGUGUACAUUUCUGACACCCCAUACAUGAUAUACACAGUUUGUACAAAUGCAUACAUUUAAAAAUAUAUAUGUACAAUACAGCUAACAUAAAACUGUAGUACGCCUGACGGAUAUUACUAGUGCCUAAUAUGGAGUGUAAGUCACUGCGUGUUCACAUCACCUUGGAAGUGCAGUCAUUGUUAUAAAAUUAAUCAGUGCAGCCAACAUUAUGAACCACAUCUUUGAAACUGUGCAGUAGCAUAUACAUAUAUAUUUUUAAAUAACAUUUUUCACAGUUUUCCAGAGUUACUGUUGAAAUCUGUAUCACCAAAAAAAGCAAGAUUUUUUUAAUGAUGUAGACACUCUUCAGACCCAGUUAUCUGCGUGUGAUUUCCUGUUUGUAGAUACCGAAGAGACUUCAGCGGUCAACAGCCUUAACGCAUGUACAGGAUAUUAUUGUGACUUAAUUUAUCUGCAGUUUUUAAUCCAUGUGAAAUUGGAAUUUAUAAACGGACUUGGAUUAAAUAUGUCUGCCUUUCUAAGGUUGCAAGCGUUACAUUAAAUGAUCUAUGUUAUACAUGAGAAAAAUCAAGUUGUACGUAAAAAAAAUGUCCAACCAUUUCUGUGAAUAUUUUUAUGAGAAAACGUUAGAAUUGAAAUAUGUUCAUCAAUGUUCUGGAUCCAGCUCAUAAUCUCUUUAAAAGCAACCUCCUUGUUUCAUGGAUGUUUUCAGUGUGACUCCCACAGAUUAAUAUUGCCAAGUCUGAUACUGUUCAUGGGAAAAAAUACACAUGUCUCUAUUGUGACACCAUAGUUUACUACUUAUCUUUCCCAUAUCUGAUACUGUACAAUAUGUUACAUAUGUGUGUGUGCACACAGGUAAGGACUCUCCAAAGGACACCUGUUCAGACAGUAGCCCUGGGACACUUCAGCUCAACAUCUUUUCAAGUCACACUUACUCCUCCCUCACUUGUGUGCCAGGCUUUUCCAACUCAAACCAAUGUGGUAGAAUUGUGCUUGCAACAUUUGGUUAAGUAAAACGAGUAAAUUCUGAACUCAAGAUGGAACCAUUAGAGCAGUGGCUAGACUUGAAUGGCUGCUAGGUGGGAGAGGUUUUAUUAACCUCAUUUUCCCUCUUCCCUUCUUCCCUUUUCCUUCUCCCCAAACUAAAUUAAAGAAGCAGAAAUAACCACAAAAACAAAACAACUACUUCACCUUAUCCAGACCAUAUCCCUAAGUUGCAAUACCACCUUGUCUUUUUCCCCACUACACUGUCUUGCACAAGUCACAUGUUAGAGGGAAAACUUGGGAAGGGUUUGCUUCUGGGCAGACAGAUCAGUUGAGUCCUCAUCAGCCCAGCAGAGUGCAACAGGACUCUGGGCUCGGGUCAUCCAGGAGGCUGCCUCUUCCCACAGACAAGAGACCUGGCAUUGUCACUUCGAGGACACUGAGCCCAAUGUGCUUUCAGGUUGGGCAAGAAGCACUCUGCACUGUUUUUCUCUUAGGCAGCUUUGCCAGCUACAUGGCUGACAUCUAUUUUUAAGAAGUAUCACAUUGUCCAUGAAACUUGGAUCAACUGCAGUCUUGAAAGAUGGUUUUAAUAGAACAAAAAUUAAAACAACCCCAUACACCACAUCUCCAACUAUUUGGAGCCGGAGUUUCUUUCCUCGUUUGCCCAUUCCCAGAAGAGCAAAUCCUGAUGAAUAGCACAAGAAAACAUUCCCAUGUGAGAUGUGUGUCCUCUUUGUCCAAAUUACUCUGUCAGAGGGGUUAACUUGUUUGUUUAGCAUGAGAAAAAUUAUAAAUCUCUGUUCUCUAAUUGCAUCUGAC